Fulmarus glacialis (Northern fulmar) is the source of this 2931-nucleotide messenger RNA. RefSeq names its product potassium channel, subfamily U, member 1 (gene KCNU1). Gene Ontology annotation, molecular function: monoatomic ion channel activity. Lineage: Eukaryota; Metazoa; Chordata; Aves; Procellariiformes; Procellariidae. Gene Ontology annotation, cellular component: membrane. The record is from RefSeq and is a predicted model, not a curated record. Gene Ontology annotation, biological process: potassium ion transport; transmembrane transport; reproductive process.
AUGGGCAAAGGCUGCCAUCUUCAGUCAAAACCUCCCUACAGCAGUGGAGGGGAGAAAUUCAGAGAAGAGCUUGCACCACCGGAAGAUUUGAGACAGAGCAGGGACCAGGUGGAAGAAAUGUGGACAAAGAUGCCACACAAAAGGAAACAAAUUUCGGUCUGCUGGAUAGGAGUCUUCUCUACACAGGCAGAAAUGAUGCUAUCAGCUCAAACAUCUAUGGGGUGUGUCCUGGUGAUACUGGUGUUUCUUCUGAAUAUUGGUGCUCUCAUCACUUAUUUUGUCAAUCUUCCUGAGGCAGAGGAAUUCAAGAUCUCCUUUCCAGACAGCAUCCUUUAUGUAGAUAUAGGCUUCAAUGCUUUCUUCCUCCUUUACUUUGGAUGAUGGUUUGUGGCAGCAGAUGACCAGCUGAGGUUCUGGCUUGAGCUGAAUUCUCUUGUGGAUUUCUUCACGAUCCCUCCAGUUUUUGUUUCCUAUUAUUUAAAGAAGAAUUGGCUUGGUUUGCGUUUUUGGAGAGCACUUAGGUUGUUAGAACUUCCGUGAAUCCUACAGUUCCUCAGGAUCAUGAAGAACAAUUAUUCAAUCAAGCUCUCCAAGCUCUUUGCUGUAUUUAUCAGCACCUGGCUCACAGCUGCAGGAUUUAUUCACCUGGUAGAAAAAAAUGGAGUUCCUUGGGUUCAGCCUGCAAAUUCCCAGUCCCUCAGCUAUUUUAAAUGCAUGUACCUAGUAAUGAUGACUAUGUCCACUGUUGGUUAUGGUGAUGUUGUGGUUCAAACAACGUUGUGUCAAACCUUCAUUAUUGUCUUCAUUAUUGGUGGUUUGGUACUAUUUGCAGACUUCAUCCCUGAAGUUGUGGAAAUUGAAAGCCAUAAAAAUUACAAAUCCUCCUAUGAAGCGGUGAGUGGGAAAAACUAUAUUGUUGUCUAUAGUAAUAUCACUCUGGAGAGUGUCACUACAUUCCUACAAGACUUUUUGCUUCAGGACAAGGGAAAUAUUUGCACAGAAAUCCUUUUUCUGGGAGAGUCUCUUCCUAGUUUGGAGCUGGAAGCUGUGUUCAAAUGCUGUUCAGCCUACAGGACUUUCUUUUAUGGCUCUGCACUAAACUCUGAAGAUCUGAAGAGAGUUGGGAUGGAAUCUGUGAAUGCUUCUCUCAUUCUAGCAGAUGUUCACUGUCCACAACUUUAUACUGAAGAUACUUCCAAUAUCAUGAGAGUGCUGUCUAUCAAGAAUCACCCAAACACGAGAGUAAUUUUACGGAUAAUUCAGUCUCAUAACAAGGUAUACCUGCCAAAUAUCCCCAACUGGGACUGGAGGACAGGAGACAGCAUCAUCAGUUUCGCUGAACUGAAGCUAGGCUUUGUAGCACAAAGCUGCCUUGUUCCUGGUUUGUCUACUCUCCUAACCAAUUUGUUCAUUAUGAAAAAGGAUACUGAGACAAAGAGAAAAUAUUUGAAGGACAAAAAGCUUCUGGAAGACAAAGACUACAAAGUAAUGACUUUUCAGCUCUCCAAUGAUUUUGUAGACAUGACUUUUAUAGAGGUUUGUCGCUAAAUGGUACAGAUGUUGUGCUUUGUAAAACUGAACCUUGUCCUCUUGGGAAUUGAACACAAAUUUGGCGGUCAAGGGGAGAGCACUAUCCAUAAUCCAUCUGCGCAGAUAAAGCUUCAUCGGAAUACAAUGGGCUUUUUUAUUGCUCGUUCCCUGGCAGAAGUCAAAAGGUAAGAGUUCUGUUGUAAAGCCUGUCACAGUGAUAUACAGGAUCCAGAGCAGAUUAAAAAAUGUCAGUGUAAAAGCGGACUGUACUCAAAACCUUCCUCAGAGAAACUAAAAUUCUGUAGAGAAUCGCAUGUUUCAGAUGGAGAGCCUGCAAAGUCAAGGUCCCUUGGUGGUGUUCUACCUCGGAGUUUUGUUAAUGGGGGUUUUGGUGGCCAAGAAGAGGAAAACAGCAGAGUCAUCCGAGAUUCAACAAGAGUGUUCCACUGGUGUGAUGUUGUUCCACUGCAGGAGGCUCUUCUGAGUUGCAAGGACCAAGCAGCACCAAACCUGCAGGAUCACAUUUUGGUCUGCGUCUUUGGUGAUGCAAACUCACCACUGAUUGGGCUGCGUGACUUCGUGAUGCCCUUAAGAGCUACUAGUAACUUCAUUUACCAUGAGUUGAAAGACAUUGUUUUUCUCGGGUCUUUGGAAUAUCUGCAGAGAGAAUAGAAAUUUAUUCAGAACUUCCCAAAGCUGUGGUUAUUCUCAGGUAGUGAUCUCUCCCGUGCAGAUCUGAGGGCAGUUAAUGUCCAGGAUUGUGCUGCGUGUGCCAUUCUGUCUUACAACACCACUGCUUCAAGCAAUCCUUCCCUGGUGGGCACGGAAAGCAUCCUAGCCACUCUGAACAUCCGAUCCGUGCAGGCUAAGUCCAGCUCAGCCUCACUAGAUGCUGUUUUCGGAGCAAGAGCAUUGGGGAAUCAAUCACAGCCAUGUUAUAAAAGGAUCCCCAUCACUACAGAGCUGAAAAGGAGUUUUACAAGCCUGGCUGGAGGUGCAUUGACAUACUACAACCAUCACAUCUUGGCUCUGCUGCAGACUUUGGUGACAAGUGGGACAAGCCAAGCAUUGGGGGAACAGCUGUUGGAAGAGGGCAGCAGACUGCGCGGAAAUCCUGACAACAUGAUCGACAAUGCCUCCCAAGUCAGAUGCAAACUAGCACUCCUGCUACUGUCCAAGAGGUUGUGAAAAGGUGUCAUGGAGGACUCCCUUGGAGACAUUUACUGCAGCGCUUUAGGCUCGUUUGGGAUACUCUGCUUUGGGCUCUACCGCCUGAUGGAAGAGCCCAAACCAUACAAGAAUAGGUUUGUGAUUGCUCGGCCUGCCAGUGAUUUGAAGAUGCUCUCGGAUCUGCUGUCCUGUGUUGUUCCGUUCAACAUUGCAACAACUGAUGAGCUGUGA